CCGCACAUUCCUCCCACUUUCUGGCUCACCCGGCUGGUUCAUUGGCGGAUUUCAUUCUCAGGCACAGCCAUCAUCUCGAAGCUCACUUCUGCCAGCAUGCCUUCCAUCGAGUUGUCAAGCAUGGGCGCUGCUGGUGUGAGCGAGCUAGGAGGCAGCGCGGGCCUUGUAGAGCAGGGUGCACCUCCUGAGGAGCUGCAGGAUGCGCCUGGAAGAGGAGACGUGUCGACGGCCACUCUUGAGCAGCGCGCUCUCAGGCUGCCUCCAGACGGUGUGCCUCAACGCAGAAGCAGCAGCACAAUGCCAUCCACCACCGCGGCACGGCAGCGCCAUCUCUUGACAGACGAUGGCAUUCUAGCACUCGAAGGUAGCAGGACGCCAGAAGUUAUGUCCAGAGCACCCAGUCCUGCAACGCCCUCUGCUGCCAGCCGCAGAGGCAUACUGGGUGAUGGCGAUGACCGCGAAUUUGACGAGGAAGGCAGCGUUUCGCAAAGCGCAGGGGGACGCGUGGAAGGUCGCAUGCAGAGCAGGCCAGCCGUUUUGCCAAGUCUGGUUCACGAGGUCAUCUUUGUUCUCAUUUGCGGCACUGGCCAAUUGCUCUUUGGCUGGUUGCUGGGCAACGUCGUCGUGGUUCAGAGGCUGCUGGCCGUCGAUCUGGGCAUUCACAAUUCUCAAAAACCUUGGCUGUUGGGCAGCUUCCUGCUCACCAACGGCCUCAGCGUCAUCAUCAGCGGAAGCCUUUCGGAUCACAUUGGCUCUCGCAAAUUGCUGCUGGGUGGAUUCGCGUGGUUAUCUGCUUGGAACCUCAUCAACGGGUUCGUCCUUCACAACAAGUACGCAUUCUUCAUUGCGCGAGCCAUGCAGGGCUUCAGCAGCGGAGCUCUCACCAGCAGCUCCAUCAGCCUACUGGGUCAGACCUACUCGCCUGGACGGCGCAAGUCCAGAGCUUUCAGUGGCAUGGCCGCCCUUGCACCUCUGGGCUAUUGGCUUGGAGCCCUACACGGCGGCGUCUUGGCAGAUCACCGGAGUUGGAUCUUUUGGUCAUUUUCAAUCCUUGCCUUUGCCUUUUUGAUGGUAGCAUGGUGGAUCGUGCCCGCCUCGACGGAGCAUCCAAGUCUAUCCACCUACAUCAGGCCCGGUUUGAAGCAUUUCGACUUCCUCGGAGCGCUACUCGCCAUGAUCGGUAGCGGCUGCAUCGUCGCUGGCUUGACCCAAGGUAGCCCUUCCAACUGGGCAUCCUACACCUACGUUCUGGUCAUCGCUGGCGUAGCUACGCUGGGAGCAUUUGCUCUGGCCGAGAAGCAGGCCCAUCGACCUUUGCUUCCGAACAGUCUAUGGAAGGUGCCCAACUUUACAGCCGUCAUCAUUGCCUACUUUUUGAGCUAUGGCGCCUAUUCAGCUUGGCAAUUCUACGCCAUCGACUUUUGGCUAAAUUUGCAGCGAGUAUCUCCUCUCACCGCCGCCUUGUACCUGACUCCGAACGCCGUCGUCGGCCUGGUGUGCACAUUUCUCACCGCGAGUUUGUUGCACCUCGUGCCCGGGCACUGGGUCCUGAUCGCUUCAGCGAUCGCAAGCGGUGCUGGAGCCAUCUUUUUCCUGCCCCAGAGCCUCGAUAGCAGCUACUGGGCCUUCUCGAUGCCAGGUGUUGCAUUGGCAACGCUAUGUCCAGAUCUGAGCUUCGCGGCCGUGGCUGUCCUUUUCACGACAUCAGUCCCCAAGGCUUCGCAAGGUGCGGCCGGGUCUUUUUUGAUGACUGCACAGUCGUUGUCGUCGGCAAUCUUGGUAAGCCUGGCGGACACCAUCGGGUCGCAGACGACUGCAUCAAGACCAGAAGUCGGAAUGGUUGCAUCAAGUAAUAGCACUCUCCCCUCUCAGGACAGCGAGCUCGACCUGCAAGCACAUCGCAAUAUUUGGUGGUUCUCUCUAGGUGUCGCGCUGCUGGGGGCAGCUAUCACUGCGACUUGUGUCCGCAUACCAAAGACGCAGGAACGUGAUCAUGCUGAAUGAAAGCGGGGAGCGCACAGUCAAGAUUAUUACGCAGACUUUUCAUUCGAUUGAUCAAGCGUUCAUCAUAUCCUAAGCACGGUACGCAGACAAGUCCACACUUCUCCAUCCUCCAGGCAACAUCUUUCAUCCAGAGGUAGUAGUCACAAUGACGAUGCAUUG
Molecule: messenger RNA, 2163 nt
Organism: Ceraceosorus guamensis
Lineage: Eukaryota; Fungi; Basidiomycota; Exobasidiomycetes; Ceraceosorales; Ceraceosoraceae
Product: MFS general substrate transporter
Exons: 4
Coding region: 97-2004 (635 amino acids)
Biological process (GO): transmembrane transport
Cellular component (GO): membrane
Molecular function (GO): transmembrane transporter activity
Source: RefSeq, a predicted model, not a curated record